Molecule: messenger RNA, 2955 nt
Organism: Durio zibethinus
Lineage: Eukaryota; Viridiplantae; Streptophyta; Magnoliopsida; Malvales; Malvaceae
Source: RefSeq, a predicted model, not a curated record
CCAUAGCUUUUAAUCUUGAAAUCAAGUAUUUUUGUUUUCUUUUUUCUUCUUACUUUUGUGCAAAUUCCUGGAAAUAAUACCAUUUUCGGAAUUCCCACUUUUAAAAGAAGUUUCCUUUGUUAGUUUCUUUGUGAUCAUUUGGAUUCUGGGUAAGUCCAUAUCAAAGCCUUUUGAAUUUAAUUUUGAAGUGUUCAAAGUGGGUUUGCUUUGAAAUAUAAAGGGUUGAUCUGUUUCAGAUUGUAAUGCUUUUUGAUCCUGCAUUUUAUUUCUUUUCUACCUGGAGUAAAAACAUGAAUGGUUUUCAUAGGACUUUAUUAUAGUGAUUCAAUGAGCCAAAUGGUGGAGUUUUUCAAAGUUGUAAUAUUUUUCAUCUUUGUCUCUUCAUUUCACGUCUUUUUAACUUACUUUAUGUGUGUUUUUACCGUAAAAAGACAAAAGAUUUUAUUUUUAUGUCUUGGUUAAAGCUUUAAAUGAGCACUGGAUUCUGGUGUCGUUGAUGCACUGAUCUUUGUUUUUGUUAGUUUGAAGGUUAGUUGAAGGACGUUCAUCAUGUUCAGGCUUUCACCUCGUAGGAACCAAAGAUCCAAAGGUUUCAAGGUAAAGCAUGUUUUACAAAUAUGUCUUCUGGUUGGUGUUUGCAUCUGGCUGCUUUACCAAGUUAGGCACUCCAAUGACAAGAAAGCGGCGUACCAGAAAUCUGGAAAUGAAGUCAUAAAGAUGGGGAGAAAGGACCUUCCUCAAGCGGAGGAAACAACUGUUAAGGAUGCAAGGCACAAAGAGGAAGAAAGCAAGAAUGCAGACGAAGAGAACAAGGCUGACGAAACUGAAAAUGAAGGAGACGAUGCAAUUCAUGGGCAUGAUAAUGAGAAACCUGAGGAGGAAACUGAGCGCAGAGAAAUUUCAAUUGAUGAAGAAAGUAGGAACAACGACAGUGAAGAGAAGGAGAUAGAAGAGAGCAAAGAAAAAGAAAAUGAAGAGAGCAAAGAGGACAGUGAAAACAAGGAGAGUGAACUCAGCCCCGAGGACAGUGAAAAUAAGGCUACUGAGGAGACACAAGAGGCCAAUAAUGAAGAGAAAGAAAACACGGAGGAGAGUCAAGAAAAGGAAAAUGAACAGAUUGGGGAAGAGAGUAAUAAAAUGGAAAGCAACGAGAAAGAGACAGAAGAGAGUGAAGGUGACAUAGAGAAUUCCGGUAGUUCAGGUGAUCAGGUUCAGGAUGGAAUGGACAUGAAUAAUGCAGAAGCCAGAGAGGAACAUUACAAGGGGGAUGAUGCUUCCAGUGAAGUAGUCCAUGAUAUCCAACAUGAAGCAGUUGAGAAUGAAACGAGCGGUUCAGAAAAUUCCAAUGAUUCAGAGCAGUUGGAAAACAUAGAUAACAAUGAAUUUGACCAAAAGAGCAAAACAGAUAACUCUGAAGCAGCCAAUGUCCAUCAUGAUGAUUCAAAUGUGCAAGAAAAUGAAACAACUGAAAACAAUCAAGAGAGUGGUAAUGAGAGCACUCAGGCUGAGUCGAAAGAAGAUUCCCAUCCUGGUUUCAUUAUAGCUACAGAAUCAAAUGGGCACGGGGAUGGGACAGAUACAACACCCAAUACAACUAAGAAUGAAAAUGAUAUAGUUCUACAAUCUGAGAAAUCUGACUUGGGUGGCAAUGACGAGCAAUCAGAUUCAAAUGCAACUCCAACAUCAACUAAGAACGGGGAUGGAGUUAAUGGAGGUUCUACUAACUCUGUAUCUGUUGAGUCAAAUGGACAGACUGAGAACUUCAAUGCAUGGACAGGAUCAGACAGCAAUUCUGCACCUUCAAUUACAAGCCAAAAUGAUAACACAGUUCACAGCGAGGAAUCCAACAAAAUUUCUGGUGGACAGGGGACACAAGAAAAUGUUCUGUUGUUAAGCACAAAUGAUAAUGCUGGCGCAGGUCAGAAUGAGAAUGAUAGUGGUGACACCAACAAUGACACAAAUGCAGGUGGGAAAGACAGCAGCGCUGACAAUCAGAGCAAUGCCAACAACAAUGCAAACGCAAAUGAAGAUGUUUCUCAAAAGGAUAAUAAUUCCAAUGAAAAUGAAAAUACUGCCCAGAGCAACAUCAACAACAACAACAACAAUGAAAAUGCAGGUCAGAAUGAGAACAAUGCUGCUGCUCAGAGCUAUAACAACAAUGAAAAUUUGGGUCAGAUUGAGAAUAAUGCUUCUCAGAACUACAACGACAACAAUGAGAAUGCAAGUCAGAAUGAGAACAACGAUGCUGUUAAGAGCAACACCAACAGCAGUGAAUCCACAAGUCAGAAUGAGAAAAAUGCCCGUCAGACCUACAAUUAUGAAAAUGCAGGUCAGAAUGAGAACAAUAAUGCUGCUCAGAGCUACAGCGACAACAAUGGAAAUUCGAAUGAGAACAAUAACGCUCCACAGAGCUACACCGACAACAAUGGAAGUGCUAAUUACGAUGUAAAUUCAGACCAAAAAGAAUCAGUUGCAUCUUCAAAUUCAUCAGAUGCAUCGUUAAAUACAGAUGAAAACAGUGAUGCCAGCCAGAAUAAUCCCAAUGUUUCUUCUAAUUUUUCAACUCCUGAAGAAGUGAAAGAAUAUCAAGCGGAUUUGAGGACUUUACCGGAUACCAGAAUUAAGGGGAAUAACGGUGAGAAUGCAGCCGCAGAGUGAAAUCCCUAAUGGUUUAUUGUUCAGUACAUGACAAUUACUGUCAUUAAAUUUUUGUUUUCUUCUUCCCGAGAUAAUCAGGUAAUUGUAAGUUCUUGGCUACUUCUUGUGCUUUAUUGUGAUAUUACUGUUAAAAAAUAUUAUUUUUGUACUUGCAGAUUUGUAUUUACGAUGAUCGACGUUCCAAGUUUUCAUAAGCCUCAUAUGUAGUUUUAAAUUGUGUUCCACUGUCUCGCAAAAAUGAAGGUCUUAGCAAUAGAAAAUCCUCAAGUUUUUCUGCAAAUGUGUCUAGUUGCUGCA